AAGUUAAAAUAAAAAAUUACGUAACAUCCGCUUUCAUCAUCACUUCGCGACCUCACACCAGACCGCAAGUGAAGCCAUUUUUGGCCGUUGGAAUGGCACCAUUACCGAUAAAGCGAAAGGAAGAUGAAAAGAAAAACAGGGAAAAAGAAAAAAUAAAGGAAGGAGACAAGGAAAGGGGUCGCGACAAAGCAAAGAAACGCCGCAGUGCUUCAUCAGGCAGCAGCAGCAGAUCUAGCUCAUCCUCCAGCAGCAGCUCUGGUUCUAGCUCUGGUUCUUCAAGUGGUUCCAGCUCCUCUUCCAGUCGCUCCGGAUCCUCUAGCUCUCGGUCUUCCUCCUCCUCCAGCUCUUCGGCCUCUCCAAGUCCCAGCCGCAGACGCCAUGACAACCGACGCCGUUCACGAUCUCCUUCUAAAACACAGAAGAGAGGAGAAGAAAGAGAACGAAGAAAAAGAAGUCCCACCCCUAAACCCACAAAGGUUCACUUGGGAAGGCUGACCAGGAAUGUAACCAAGGAACACAUCCAGGAGAUUUUCUCUACAUAUGGAAAAAUUAAAGCGGUUGACAUGCCGGUGGAAAGGCUCUUCCCAAACCUGACCAAAGGCUUUGCUUACGUGGAGUUUGAGACCCCUGAAGAAGCCCAGAAAGCUCUUAAACACAUGGAUGGAGGUCAGAUUGACGGGCAGGAAAUCACUGCAGCUGCUGUGCUGACUCAGCUGAUCCGUGGUCCUCCACGUAGACUGUCUCCUCCUCGAAGAAUGCCGCCACCUCCACCGAUGUGGCGCCGCAGCCCACCACGCAUGAGAAGAAGAUCACGCUCCCCAAGGAGGCGCUCGCCACCACGUCGCCGCUCUCGCUCUAGGUCUCCUGGCCGCAGGCGCCAUCGCUCUCGUUCAAGCUCAAAUUCCUCCAGAUAGAAAGUUGUCUUUACUCUAAAUACUCGCCGCAGAUCAGCUGCAGUUUUCGCAUUUCCUGGCUCCUCGGACACAAAGGAUCUAUAUAAAUUGCAGUAAAUUUAGCUGAGUUCGUAGUGACAAGGAGACGAGAAAAAUUCUUUCUUUUUUUUUAAAUUUUGUGCUGAAAAUUGACUGUAGUUUUUAUGUUAUGUCUGAUGACAUCUAACAAGAUUUUGUGAUUCCUUCAUUCGAGUUGAUUUUUUUUUUUGAAGAAUUUUGAGAAUAAAACCUAUGAAACAUCUUGA
Oryzias latipes (Japanese medaka) is the source of this 1198-nucleotide messenger RNA. It is a transcript of the gene rnps1, whose product is annotated as RNA binding protein S1, serine-rich domain. Gene Ontology annotation, cellular component: cytoplasm; ASAP complex; nucleoplasm. NCBI's taxonomy places the organism in Eukaryota, Metazoa, Chordata, Actinopteri, Beloniformes, Adrianichthyidae. Gene Ontology annotation, biological process: mRNA splicing, via spliceosome. The record is from RefSeq and is a predicted model, not a curated record. Gene Ontology annotation, molecular function: RNA binding.